CGGAGCCGGAGGGACAGAGUCCUGACAUAGGCGGAGCAGUAGAGUUUCAGUCUGUUUUCCUGAAAUGAAAGUUUGUCAGAGUGACGUCGGAGCUGGAGGUGAAAAAAAGUCUGUCUCAGAAGAAAAGCUAAACUGAAGCCAGUGGGUUUUUCUGAGCAGCACAGCAGAGACUCUGUCAAACACUGUGUGUAGACAUGUCUGCUGCUAGCUGUCUGCUGACUGAAGACCAGUUUCUGUGCUCUAUCUGUCUGGAUGUGUUCACUGAUCCGGUGGCCAUACCAUGUGGACACAACUUCUGCAAAAGUUGCAUCACUCAGUACUGGGAUGUUAAUCUCACAUGUCACUGUCCCAACUGUAACAGUGUUUAUAACACAAGACCUGAGCUGCAGGUCAACACCUUCAUCUCUGAGAUGGCUGCUCAGUUUAGACAGUCAGCUCAGCAGAAAGCCAGCAGAGGCUGCUCAGAGCAAAGAGCUGCUGAAACAGGAGAAGUUCCCUGUGACAUCUGCACUGGGACCAAAGUAAAGGCCCUGAAGUCCUGCCUGGUGUGUCUGGCCUCCUACUGUGAGACUCACCUGGAGCCUCAUCUGGCAAUGUCAGGCCUGAAGAGACAUCAGCUGAUCGAGCCUGUGGACAACCUGGAAGACAGGAUGUGUAAGAAGCACGACAAGCUGCUGGAGUUGUUCUGUCAGACCGACCAAAUGUGUGUCUGCAUGCUCUGCACCAUUUUAGACCACAAGACUCAUGAUGUUGUUCCUCUGAAAGAAGAGUAUGAAAGAAAGAAGGUGGAGCUGGAGAAGACUGAGGCUGCGAUUCAGCAGAUGAUCCAGGGGAGACGGCUGAAGAUUCAGGAGAUCAAACACUCAGUGGAGCUCAGUAACAAAGAUGCAGACAGAGAGAUAGCAGAAGGUGUUCAGGUCUUCACUGCUCUGAAGGAAUCUGUUGAGAGAGGCCUGGCUGAGCUCAGGGAGACGAUCAGAGAGAAGCAGAGAACCACAGAGAAACAGGCUGAAGGCUUCAUCAGAGAGCUGGAGCAGGAAAUCUCUGAGCUGGAAAAGAAAUGCUCGGAGGUGGAGCAGCUCUCACGCUCUGAAGACCACCACCACCUCAUCCAGAGUCUCUCAUUGCUGAACAUUGCUCAACCCACCAAGGACUGGACAAGAGUCAGUGUUGGUCCACUGUCAUAUAAGGGGACUGUAGUGAGAGCUGUGGCUCGGCUGAAGGAGAAGCUCAAUGAAGAGAUGAACAAGUUGCUCCCUCAACCCAAGGUGAACAGGGUCCAGGAGUAUGCAGUACCUGAUUAUGGGAAAGCCCAGGGUGACCUGAACCUGGACAAUGAAGUUCGCAUUGUUAGAGAUUUUAUCAAGAGGGAAAAAGCCUAUAGUUCACAAAGGGUUGAUAAGAGUACCCAAGUUUUCAAAAAGAAAUCCUGAUUAACAACAUAUACAAAAGCUCUUGUCAGUGGGCUCUGACCUGCAGGCUGCUGUGUCAGCACACACCAACAGCAGGUUCACAUCUCUAAUUAAAAUGCCUGCAACCUUUUCUUGUUUUGUUUGACCUUAUGCACCUUAAAUUGAAGUUUUAAAUUGAAGUUUUAAUUUCAAUUAAAGUUGAAGAAAUACAUUUAACACAGCAGCACAUUGAAUUGUAUUCACUGUUUAUUAUAAGGUAAACAUUCUGCAGAGAUGGAAAGUAGAAUAUAAGAGAAUACAAUGAUAUUAAAUCCCAGUGGGGCUUGGGUGGCCAUAUCUGCCACUGGCCUCUUUUGUUUUGGUGUCUUGUUGUAGUUAUUAUAUGUGUGUGUGUGAUUUUCUCUGCUGUACAUUUCAUUGUAGAAACAACAAGAAUAAACCAGAGUUCAAACUUA
Monopterus albus (swamp eel) is the source of this 1867-nucleotide messenger RNA. RefSeq names its product E3 ubiquitin/ISG15 ligase TRIM25-like. The transcript is spliced from 2 exons. The coding region runs from base 195 to 1433 and encodes 412 amino acids. NCBI's taxonomy places the organism in Eukaryota, Metazoa, Chordata, Actinopteri, Synbranchiformes, Synbranchidae. The record is from RefSeq and is a predicted model, not a curated record. Gene Ontology annotation, molecular function: zinc ion binding.